This is a messenger RNA of Andrographis paniculata, 1073 nucleotides long. RefSeq names its product DNA-directed RNA polymerases II and IV subunit 5A-like. NCBI's taxonomy places the organism in Eukaryota, Viridiplantae, Streptophyta, Magnoliopsida, Lamiales, Acanthaceae. Gene Ontology annotation, biological process: DNA-templated transcription. Bases 230 to 850 code for a protein of 206 amino acids. The transcript has 5 exons. The record is from RefSeq and is a predicted model, not a curated record. Gene Ontology annotation, cellular component: RNA polymerase II, core complex; RNA polymerase I complex; RNA polymerase III complex. Gene Ontology annotation, molecular function: DNA binding; DNA-directed RNA polymerase activity.
ACAGAGACUAAACCCUUCCCUCUCCCCUCUCCUUUCCUCCUCCCUCUCGCUCUUCGACCCAAACCAGCCACCGCACCUCGCCGUCGCUUGUCCCUCCGUCGACGACAAUCGCCACCGCACGCGGCGUCAAUCACCGUCGCCGUCGAGCCCCCCUGUCAGCCCGUCUCACCGCCGAUUUCAACCGAAGCCACCGCGACCACACCUUCAUCGCUCUGGUGUUGGAACAAAAAUGGUAAUGCAAGAUGAAGAAAUCACACGGCUUUACAGAAUUCGGAAGACAGUGAUGCAGAUGCUGAAGGAUAGAGACUAUAUGGUGGGUGACUUUGAGAUUGAGAUGACAAAGUAUCAGCUUGUUCAGAAGUUCGGGGAGAAUAUGAAAAGAGAAGACCUCAUAAUUCAAAAAGGCUUGCGCAGUGACCCCAACAAUCAGAUAUAUGUGUUCUUUCCCGAGGAACCGAAAGUCGGGGUCAAGACUAUGAAGACCUACACGAAUCGCAUGAAAGAAGAAGGUGUUCAUCGGGCAAUCUUAGUGGUUCAGCUGAAUUUAACUCCAUUUGCUCGUUCAUGUGUCAAUGAAAUAUCCACUAAAUUUCACCUUGAAGUUUUCCAGGAGGCCGAACUGUUAGUCAAUAUUAAAAACCAUGAACUUGUACCCCAGCACCAGUUACUGACACCCGAAGAAAAGAAGACUUUGCUUGAAAGAUACACUGUGAAAGAAACACAGUUGCCUCGCAUCCAGAUAACGGAUCCUAUUGCAAAAUAUUAUGGGCUAAAGCGCGGACAAGUUGUUAAAAUCAUACGACCAAGUGAGACCGCAGGGCGUUAUAUCACUUACCGAUAUGUUGUCUAAACUUCUAAAGCUUCUCUUUUUAGUGGUUUUAUUUAUUUCUUUUGGAUAACGUAGGAGCCUGCAGUCGCUACCCGAUUCUUUUUAGUGGUUUUGAGUAUGUGACAUUAUACCUAUUUACUUUACUAGUGAAGUGUUUUUAUGUAGUUUCUUGGUGUCUAUGGGUUCUUGAAUUGAAAAUUUGAUCAUGAAGAAACCUCAAUCAGAAUUGGAUGUAAAGGAUAAA